AUGGUCAACUCAUCAGUCAUUACGAAGCUUUUCGCAGGAACCAUUCCAUUCCAGCCUGCUCUUCCACAAAGUCAGACCAAUGGCUUAUCCAACUGGGGCACACUAGAUGCACCUCUACUCAAUAACUGGAUCGACCGCGGCCAUGGAAACCCCUGGGGAGGCCGGAACUGCUGGAACUCGAACCCAUAUAUUGAUGCCCCACAUACGGGCCAGACGGUUAAGGUUGAUUGGACGCUUGAGCGAAAACCACUAUCUCCAGACGGCUACAGUAAGAACGUACUUCUUGUGAAUGGCCAAUUUCCCGGACCUCUACUCGAAGCCAACUGGGGAGAUAUGAUCGAAGUCACGAUUCAUAACAAGAUUGCUGGCCCAGUUGAAGGAACCGCUAUGCAUUUCCAUGGCUUCACCAUGAAGGAUACACCCUGGAUGGACGGAGUUCCGUCAGUAUCCCAAUGUCCAAUUGCUCCUGGAGAAACCUUUACCUACAAGUUCAAAGCUGAUCUAUACGGCACGUCCUGGUAUCACAGUCAUUACUCUGGUCAGCAAAUUGGAGGACUUAUGGGCCCCGUUGUAGUACAUGGUCCGGCCUCUGAGGGCCACGAAAUCGAUCUCGGCCCUGUAUUCAUCAACGACUGGUGGCAUAAAGACUAUCUCGAGCUGAUCGACGAUGCAGUCGGCACAAAUCAAACGCUCUGGCGACCCUGGGCAGACAACAACAUGAUCAACGGGAAAAUGGACUUUGAUUGCACGACUAUUACAGAUGGCAGGCCAUGCGUAUCGAACGCUGGAUUGUCAAAAUUCCGUUUCCGGGCUGGCAAGACACAUCGAUUGCGCUUGGUCAAUUCCGGCGCAGCUUCUCUACAGCACUUCUCCAUUGACGGACAUGAGAUGACUGUUAUCGCAAACGACUUUGUCCCCGUCAAGCCUUACAACACAGAUGUGAUCACAUUGGGCGUUGGACAGCGCACUGACAUCCUUGUCAAGGCAAAGAAAGACCGGAAAGGCGCUUUCUGGAUGCGGUCCAUGAUAUCUGAUCUAUGCGCCGCUUCGCAUCAGCCUCUAGCUCUGGCAGCUAUUUACUACGAUCAAGCGGAUGAACGUCAGCGUCCCAAUAGUACCGCUCACCCCAUCACCGAUGUCUACCAUACCUGUAUCAACGAUCCUCUUGAGAAGACAGAGCCUAGCUACCCUAUAGCCGUCAAACAGAACCCUACCAGCAUUAUCAACCUUGAUUACGAUCGCGUCAUCAAUGCCACUGGCCACCAGACCUGGACAGUCAACGACUCAGCUUUCCGCGCAAACUACAACAACCCCAUUCUAGAGCUUGUGAAGAACCGCAACACUUCAUACCCCACCCACCCAGAAUGGAACGUGCACAACAUGGGCCAGAACAAAACCGUGCGCAUAAUCAUGUACAACAAGUCCAAUAACACGCACCACCCUAUGCACCUGCACGGCCAUAACAUGCAGGUUUUAUCAGAGGGGCCGGGACGUUGGGACGGCCAUACAAUUGUUCGUCCACAGAACCCUCACCGUCGCGAUGUCCACCAGCUGCGCGCUUCAGGUCAUCUGGUCAUUCAGUACGAACAGGACAACCCAGGUGUCUGGUCGUUGCAUUGCCACGUUGCCUGGCAUGUUUCCACUGGCAUGUUUUCGAGCUUGAUAGAGAGGCCGCAGGACGUUGCAAAGAUGAACUUUCCAGCGCAGAACAAGAAUACUUGUCGGGCUUGGGACAAGUACAGUAGUCAGAACGUUGUAGAUCAGGUGGAUAGCGGAGUGUAG
Pyrenophora tritici-repentis Pt-1C-BFP is the source of this 1782-nucleotide messenger RNA. Its product is annotated as SufI, putative multicopper oxidase. Gene Ontology annotation, molecular function: oxidoreductase activity; copper ion binding. NCBI's taxonomy places the organism in Eukaryota, Fungi, Ascomycota, Dothideomycetes, Pleosporales, Pleosporaceae. The record is from RefSeq and is a predicted model, not a curated record.